This is a messenger RNA of Letharia columbiana, 702 nucleotides long. RefSeq lists its product as uncharacterized. Gene Ontology annotation, biological process: mycotoxin biosynthetic process. Bases 1 to 702 code for a protein of 233 amino acids. NCBI's taxonomy places the organism in Eukaryota, Fungi, Ascomycota, Lecanoromycetes, Lecanorales, Parmeliaceae. The record is from RefSeq and is a predicted model, not a curated record. The transcript has 4 exons.
AUGGCACCAUUUUCGCACCAUUUUCGAACAAGCCGGUAUGCUCUCCUCAAGACCUCAGACGACGGCAGCAAAGAGGAACCCAACGGUCUUUGGCCAGAAUCUCAACCCGCCACUCCCUGGUCCACCUUCCAAGUGCGCCUCCUCCUCCUCCUUUCGAGCGCGCUUUCCAUAACCAUUGGACUUGCCGUGGGCUACCUCGCUCGCCAGCCCCAAUACUCCGGACCGCUCGUUCCAUCCGGCCAUACGGACUAUCCCAUGGUCUACAACCGGACCUUCUCGCAGGCACCCUCGGCCGAGAGCAACGCCGCCUGGGACUCCAUGUUCCCCAGCGACGUCGGUUUCGUCAAACACCCCACGAUCGCGCCCGCCCUCUCCGGCCUCGCCGUCUUCCACGAGCUCCAUUGCGUGAACAUGCUACGCGUCGGGUAUUACGCGGCGUUGGACGGGACCAUUGCGGAGAUGCAGCACGUGCACGAUCACAACAAGCGCCCGGAUCCGCACCACCUGCGGCACUGUUUCGAUUACCUGCGUCAGUCCCUCAUGUGCGCCGCGGACACGAACCUCGAGCCUGUGGAUAUGGAGUUGGGGGGUGUGACGGGGUGGAGUUUUCGGCGCACGUGUAGGGAUUUUGGAGCGGUGAAGGAGUGGGCGGAAGAGUGGGGGAGUUGGGAUGAGGGGUUGCGUUCUGAAGCUGAUGCUUGA